This is a messenger RNA of Diutina rugosa, 1116 nucleotides long. RefSeq names its product 3-isopropylmalate dehydrogenase (gene LEU2). Bases 1 to 1116 code for a protein of 371 amino acids. Gene Ontology annotation, molecular function: NAD binding; 3-isopropylmalate dehydrogenase activity; magnesium ion binding. Gene Ontology annotation, biological process: L-leucine biosynthetic process. The record is from RefSeq and is a predicted model, not a curated record. The transcript has a single exon. Lineage: Eukaryota; Fungi; Ascomycota; Pichiomycetes; Serinales; Debaryomycetaceae. Gene Ontology annotation, cellular component: cytosol.
AUGGUGACGAAAACAAUUACCAUUUUGCCCGGUGACCACGUCGGUACCGAAGUGUGUGACGAGGCGGUGAAGGUGCUUAAGGCAAUCUCGGAGAACACCCCCCACCAGGAUGUCAAGUUUGAAUUCAACACCCACCUCAUUGGCGGUGCUGCCAUUGACGCCACGGGCUCCCCCUUGCCUGAUGAAACCCUUGACGCCGCCAAGAAGUCGGACGCGGUGCUUUUGGGCGCUGUCGGUGGUCCCAAGUGGGGCACCGGUGCUGUCAGACCUGAACAAGGGUUGCUUAAGAUCCGGAAGGAAUUGAACCUCUACGCCAACUUGAGACCGUGCAACUUCGUCCUGGACAAGUUGUUGGACAUGUCGCCCCUCAGACCCGAGAUCGUCAAGGGGACCAACUUCACCGUGGUGCGGGAGCUUGUCGGGGGUAUCUACUUCGGCGAGCGUCUGGAACAACUGGAGUCGCCCAACAACGACACCGCGUGGGACACGGAAAAGUACACCGUGGCCGAGGUCACCCGCAUCACCCGCAUGGCGGCGUUCAUGGCGUUGCAACACAACCCGCCGUUGCCGAUCUGGUCGUUGGACAAGGCCAACGUGUUGGCGUCGCUGAGAUUGUGGCGGCUGACGGUGGACAAGGUGAUGAAGGAAGAAUUCCCCCAAUUGCAAGUUCAACACCAGUUGAUCGACUCGGCGGCGAUGAUCCUCGUCAAGUCGCCCACCAAGUUGAACGGGAUCAUCAUCACUUCGAACAUGUUUGGUGACAUCAUCUCCGACGAAGCUUCGGUGAUCCCCGGGUCGCUUGGGUUGUUGCCCCUGGCGUCGUUGGCGUCGUUGCCCGACACCAACACCGCCUUUGGCUUGUACGAGCCCUGCCACGGGUCGGCGCCGGACUUGCCUGCCAACAAGGUCAACCCCAUCGCCACCAUCUUGUCGGCGGCGAUGAUGUUGAGAUUGUCGUUGGACUGUGUCAAGGAGGCCGAGGCCCUCGAAAAGGCUGUGGGCGUGGUGAUUGACCAAGGUAUCCGCACCGCCGACUUGCACGGGUCGUCGUCCACCCAGGAGGUGGGUAACGCCGUGGCCGAGGCGGUGGCGAAGAUCUUGAAGGAAUCAAAGUAA